Molecule: messenger RNA, 4163 nt
Organism: Schistosoma turkestanicum
Lineage: Eukaryota; Metazoa; Platyhelminthes; Trematoda; Strigeidida; Schistosomatidae
Source: the annotation of a GenBank genome assembly
CUGAAAUGGACCUUCAGAUUGUUCGAGCCGUGACAUUACUUGGUUAUUAUUUUUGAUAAUCCGAUUCUUGGGUUUGUCGAAGGUUAAAUCUAAAUGCGCUUCAAAGAAUAACGCUUGUUAAUAUGUCUUUUGUUCAAAACACGCAUCCAUGUGACGAACAAACACUUAUCACUAUUCAGCAUCUACAUCGGCACAAAGUCUUCCUUUAAAAUUAGACUCAGCAUUUACUUGAGUUCCAAAUAUACUGAUAGCUUUUCGUGUCAUUAUUCUAUUACUCGAUUGAUUACUAACUAUUUUCGCCGUUAGAUAUUGUCCAUAAAACUUAGUUCGACCAAAUUACUAAAAAUUUCUAUUUUGGAACCGAGUAGUGAAUCUGGGAUGGUUUCUAGUUUAAGCUAGACAACAGAUGAUCCUCAGGGACAUCGUCUGAUACAGAGCUUGCUGUGACUGACUACAUUUCAAAAGCAUUUAGUGGACCUAGAUAAUACCAUCCUGUUCUAACUCUUACUCUAAAUCUCAACUAUUAGUUUUUUGGGUUCAUAAAUAGUAUAGUGACGAAGAAUUACAUUAUUGCUGAUGUCAUCCCAUGAUAGAUUUCCCAUCCUGAAUAUGGAAAACCAAACUCAGAUCAGCCUAACUCUUAAUACCCAACUUUAACCUACCUUCAGCACUGCUGAUCUUAGAUGAUGGUGAAGAAGCAUCCCAUUUAAAAUAACAGUGGAGGUGUGACCCCUAGCACUAAUCAAAUCGAUUGACAAGAUAGUAAAUGUUAAUCAACUGGAGUGGCUGCGCCCAACCACCACCUACUUCGCAGGAUGUUGUAUGGUGUAAGAAUAGGCUAAGAGAAAGCUAAACGAAAACAUGGCACUAUUCCACGAAAUCAUCAACAUUUGGACUGAACCAGUUUAUUGGGCGUAUAUUACUUGAUUGGUGUCCAUGUGAUAAUCUUAAUUAGUUCUUUGUUGUAGCUUAUUGUAACUUCACAGUAUAAAUAUUGGGGUAGUUAUGUGUUUAUUGGUUUCGGUCUUAAAAUAUUGCGUUCAACUUAAGUACACUUGGAUUUUUGGAAAAUGUGUGAUGAUUAAAGCAAGGCUUAGUUAAGAGUAAGUUCAAAUUGAAUGCUACGUAGGCAUACAUAAUAUAUAUGCGUCGAUCUAAUGCAGAACGGAUAUUCUGAAUAAAAAUUGAAAAAAGUGAGGCUUGAAGUUGAUAAGGAGAUAUUUUGACUGAAUAUCUAUCAGCGUAACAAGCGAAAACACCAUGAUCUGAGAAACUGGGUCCUGCGAACUUAUAUAAUUUCACUGUACCACAUUUUGAUUUAUAAAUGAUGUACUUCGAAGCCAUCCAACAGUUUCUGCAUAAGUUUAGGAUCUCUCAGUCGCUUCCUACCAUUACAUUUAGUAGCACCAAUGACUGAUAUACAUUUAUUCUUUAAGUAACGUAUCAUGCUUCUAAGAUCAAAUGUUUUUGUGUUUUCCUAAGAUAAGAUGAUGGUUUAAGUGUUUCCGUGUAUCACCAAAAUUUCAAAAUCUAAACACUGAUAUGAUUUUUCAAGAUUAUUUGGUUACAAAAUCAAUUAAGCAUUAUUGUUCUAUUGGUUAAGUUUCGUUUCGAGCAAUCGGAAAUCCGUUAUCUGUAUUUAAAAUUUAAACUCCUUAUUAUUCAUAUAGGGCCUACAUUAUGAAUAAUUUCGGAUCUGGAUAUGGAUCUCCACAGAUCCAACGGGCGUAUCUUAUUCCGCUUGCCGAACAAUUUGUAAAGAUUUCUGUAGACUCUUCAUCUGUGGAUGAAUUUUCAGACUAUGUAAUUCGAGAUAAAUCUACAAGUUGUAACAGAUCUAAUGUGAAGUUAUGGCGCAAAGAUGCUUGUAAAGCGUUGAGACUAGUAAACGCUCGUACAAUGGUCAAUCCUGUUCCAAAAGAUUCACCUAUUGUAAUUGACGAAUCGGAGUCUCCUAAACUAGAUAUGUCAGUAGAUUUAGAUAGAAAGCUUCCACGUAAGCGUUCCAGGAUAAACCUAGAAUCAACAACUGAAUCAAUCUCUCCUCGAUCUGUUUCUUCUACGUUAUCGGAUAUCAAAUUUACAGUUCCUAAGGAUUUACGAAGGCAAAUAAAAGGAUUUCUCACGUGCCACUUGCUUUCCGACAUAGGAUUACCUAUUUGGCCAACCUUAUUGAUCAAUGGCCCUCCAUUUUGUGGUAAAACUACAUUGAUAGAAGCAGCAUGUGGAACCCUAGGUUUAAAGAUCAUCACUGUUUCGGUUGGUACAGUACCAUCAUCUAUGCGUUCUUGGAUGGAUAUAUUCAACCAAGCCAAGAAUUCCUCACCAUGUAUUUUGCAUUUGGACGAUAUUGAAAGUAUGGAGAAGCAUUCCUCUCCUGUUGGAACUUUCCGUCUUACUUGUCUUUUAAAAAGUCAAUUACUUAGAGAUAUGGUCAACUCAGGUGUCGUGCUUAUUGGAGAAACUCGAUGUCUUCUAGCUAGUCUACCUCAAAGUAUAUUGGACUUGUUUACACAGAAGUUGACAUUUGGAAUGUUAAAUGAGUCUCAUCGUUUAAGAUUAUUGCAGCAAUACUUGUCAGAUGAUACCAAUUUUACCAUUUCAUCAAAACCACUAAGUCCCAAUCGCCAUCAGCUACAACUCAGUGAAAAUUUAACAUGUCUUGAAUUAGCCCGUCGGACACCCGGUUACGAAAUUGGAGAUUUAAUUCGUUUGGUAGCUCAGCUAAAAAUGUCCUGUUUAACCAAUAAAGUUAACGAUUUUAGUGAUGAUGAUGAUGAUGCUGACGAUGAAUUGAAUAACCUUGAUACUAACAGUGCGGAGCGUGUUGGAAACGGUCAAAAGAUACAUGCUAAUUUCUCCAUUGAUUCAUCUAUUGCUGAUAAUCCUGUUUCGGAACCAAUUACAUAUCCCUUAAUCGUCACACGAGAAAUUGUCGAUAAAGCAUUGGCUGUUGUUGUCCCAGCAGUUAAAAAUACUGCCGAAUUCGUAACUAUUCCAGAUGUGACUUGGGCUGAUGUCGGUGGUCUCGAAACAACUAGACAACAGUUAUAUAACCGGUUUAUGCUUCUAAUCGACGAUUGGGAACGCGCUCAGAUUUUACAUCGACGUUCUGGAGGUGUACUACUUGAGGGUCCACCCGGAUGUGGGAAAACACUCGUAGCUAAAGCCUUAUCCAACCAAGCUGGUCUUAAUUUCCUGUCAGUUAAAGGUCCAGAAGUCCUCAAUAAAUUUCAAGGGGAAAGUGAACGUCGUAUUCGAGAAAUAUUUGAACGAGCACGUGCUUGUCAACCGUGCCUGAUUUUCUUUGAUGAAAUAGAUGCUAUCUGUCCAAGACGCGAUAGUGAUGAAUCUACAGGUAGUCGAGUUAGUUUGGUCAAUCAGCUUCUAGUUGAACUGGAUGGUAUUGAUAAACAUAGAUCAGGUCGAGUUUUUGUUGUUGGUGCAACUAACCGCAAAGAUAUGAUUGAUCCUGCCAUACUUCGUCCUGGACGUUUAGGCUUACAUUUGAUGAUCAAACCACCAUCUAAUGUCAAAGAACGUCUCUCUGUUCUGUCGGCUUGUACUCGAUCUGCAACUACUCCUCGAAUUGAGAAUGGUAUGCUGUCACUUGAACUCAUUGCAAAUGAUUCACGCACUGAGAAAAUGAGCGGAGCUGACCUAGAAAAUUUAUUGGAAUUAGCUAAACAGAAAGCUCAAAUUGCAAGACAAGAUUUUGUUUCACAAGCUAACUUACUUGAUGCCUUAUCUGAGUUGCAUAACUAAAUAAUCUAUCUUAUUGUGAAUAUACGUUUUGAACAAACAACUUAUCUUGUGCUGGUGUAUCUAUUUCCCUGUGAGACACUUCAUGUUUUUGCGACUUUUCGUCAUACUCCCAGGACUUACUGUGUUUACAUAGUCACUACUCUUGUAAUGUGGGUACUUCUCUGCAUCAUAUAACCAACCGCCUAAACAAAUUUAGAUCAUUAAAUUGUCUCUGGUCGUUCUGUCAACCAAGUACCAACUAUCUUUACGUUACCUACCAUCCAUUAAUAUAAAAUGUCAAACUUAUAACAACAAAAGACCAAUGGGAAACAUGCAUCUGAGAUGAAUACUAGUCAACUCUUACAUUCUAUGUAAGAAAAAACUAGAAAUAGACUGUACUAAUGUAUGAAAUAUGUUCA